Molecule: messenger RNA, 937 nt
Organism: Dictyostelium purpureum
Lineage: Eukaryota; Evosea; Eumycetozoa; Dictyosteliales; Dictyosteliaceae
Exons: 3
Source: RefSeq, a predicted model, not a curated record
CAACAACCACAACAAGGUGCUCCACAACAACAACCACAACAACCACAACAACAACAACAGCAACCACAACAACAAAUUCCCCAACAACAAUCUAUCCCUUUACAACAGCAGCAACAACAAAUUCCACAAUGAUCCAAAUAAAUUUGCAAUUACACAGCCUAUGGAUGUUGAAACAUUACAAUUAAAUAAAGAAAAGGGUUUAAUUGAUAAAUUUGGUGUUUACCGUGAUGUAUAUUGUAUGGAUGCUGUUCAAUGGUUAAAUAAUAAUGCAAUUGACCCAAAUACAAGUGUUAUAACAUCGUUACCUGAUAUCACAGAGGUUUCAGGUUUUACACUCGAGCAAUAUAAACAAUGGUUUACAAAUACUGUACAAUUAAUUGCCUCAAAGUUAAGUGAUAAUAAUGUUGGUAUUGUUUAUCAAACAGAUAUUAAAUAUCAUUGGAAACAUGAUAGAAGUUUAAUUGAAGAGUAUAUUGACAAAGGUUAUUUAGCAAUGAAAGGUAUAGAGGCAGCAGGAUGCAAGGUAGUUUGGCAUAAAAUUAUGGCAGCAAGUGAUUUAACAAAAAUGAUUAUCACAAAAAAUAAAUCAUCAUUUACACAUAUGAUUUGUUUUGCUAAACAACCAACAAACAUUAAAUAUCAAGAUAAUACACCAGAUAUAAACACAAGAGGUGAUAUGGUUUGGUCCAGAGCUAUGGGUUUAAAUGCUUGUGAAAUUUCAACAUCUUAUGUACGUGGUAUUGGUUCACAUACUGUAUUGGAUCCAUUUUGCGGUAAGGGUUCAGUUUUAGCUGUUGCAAAUGUAUAUGGUUUAAAUGGAAUUGGUAUAGAUCUUUCAACAUCAAAAUUCCGUAAUAGUUUUAAUUUACAAUUAGAUUCAGAAACAAUAAAGAAAUUUUCCUCAAACGUUUGGAAGCAAUCAAAUAACUAUAAAAAU